AGCAUUACAUUUCCAUUCACCGUAACACGUUGAUCUUUUCUCUUUUGUCUGUGUGUCUCAAGAAAGGAGGGAGUUGUGAAUACCAGACACCGGUCACUACACUCCUUUUACUGUUUAGCUUUUCGCUUUGUUAGUUGUUACCGACCUUUCCAUCAUGACCAAGCAAAACAUUGAUUGGAUUGGUUCAUUUGUGUCUGCGGCAAUGCAAGUGGCGUUGGGACGUGUAGACACUAUAGUUUCUCCUGCUGUUCUAGAAUUCCUCCGAGGCAACCACAUUGACGAGCCACUCCUGGAGAAGUUGAAGAUGCUGUUGGUGUUAGCUGCCACAGUGCUCAAUGAUGUUGAGGAAAAGCAGUUCACUGAUACAUCCGUCAAGGAAUGGUUUGAUGGGCUGAGGAAUGCUGCCUAUGAUGCUGAUGAUCUCUUGGAUGAGAUUGCCACUCUUCAAAACAACGAGGAUUCUUCUGGAUCUGACACCGUCGUUGGCCGGUUCAAUGCUUAUCUUCAUUCUCUAACUCCAUCUGCUCGACAACUGACUUCUAAUCUCGACAAGAUAGUUGAGAUGCUGAAAUUUUUUACUGAGCAUAAGGACAGUCUUGGCCUCAAUGAAGUCAACGCUGGUAAGUCACUCUCGUUGGCUUUACCCACAACUUCUUUGGUGGAUGAACAUCAAGUGUACGGCAGAGAUGAUGACAAGAAAAAGAUUAUUGACUUUCUUCCAUCUAAUGGAGAAAGGGUGGCUGUUGUUGCAAUUGUUGGGAUGGGAGGGGUUGGUAAAACCACUCUUGCUAGGAUGUUGUACAACGACAAUCUUUACCAGUUCAGAUCAUGGACUUGUAUUUCAGAGACAUCAGACGUUUGUCAAGUUACCAAGAAAGUCUACGAGUCAUUCACUUUGUCCCAUUCUAACAUUUCAGACUUGAAUGUACUCCAAAUCAAGCUUGAGAGGAGAUUAAGAGGACAGCGGUUUCUGCUUGUUUUGGACGGGUUUUCGGAUGAAAACUCUCUUGAUUGGGACACGCUCAGAAGGCCAUUCCUCUCAGGAGGCAGGGGAAGUAAAAUCAUCGUAACAACACGCAGUCAAAGAAUUGCAAAAGCAGUUCAAGCUGAUUUAACUCAUCCCCUCGUGCCUCUCGAAGAACAAGAUACAUGGAACUUAUUCUCAAGUCAUGCAUUCAAAGCUGGAAAACCUACCAACUACCAUGUUAUAGAAGCAAUUGGUAAGGAAAUAGUGAAGAAGUGCAAAGGCCUUCCUUUAGCUGCAAAAUCACUAGGGAGCCUUUUGCAUUACACGGAGGAUGUUGAGGAGUGGGAAAAUGUAUGCAACAGCCAUAUAUGGGAGUUACCAUGUGGUAAGAGCAGCAUACUUCCUGCUUUAAGAUUGAGCUACAAUCAUUUACCUUCGCUGUUAAGGCAAUGCUUUGUUUACUGUUCCGUAUUUCCUCAAGGAUAUGAAAUUGAAAAGUGGGACUUGAUUUAUUUAUGGAUGGCUGAAGGUAUUCUGCCGAGACCUGACACACAGAAGCGAAUAGAAGAUGUCGGCCAUGAAUGCUUUCAGGAACUAUUGUCCAGAUCUUUUUUUGAUCAGUCAAUCCGAAGUGAAUCUCACUUUAGGAUGCAUGACCUUAUCAGUGAUUUAGCUCAGUCUGUCGCUGGAGAUUUCUACUACAAUCUAGAUGAUAAUUCAAAAAGAAAUAAGAGUUGGAUUCGGCAUCUAUCAUAUACUCAAAGCAACAAUGGUGUCGCAGAUAAGUUUGAGUCCUUCUCUCAUUUAGAGAAACUGAGGACCCUCUUACCAUUCAAUUCCUCAGUCCGUAACAGCAGGUAUUCAUUCCCUGAUAUCGUUGGACAUUUCUUGAAAAAGAAGAAUCCCCUGCGUGUUCUGUCCCUGUCCAGGUAUGCAAUUACCAAGAUUCAAGUUUCACUUGGAAACUCAUUGCAUCUCCGGUACUUGAAUCUUUCUCAUACAACUAUUGAGGAGCUGCCUGAUUUUGUUUGCGACUGUUAUAACUUGGAGACACUAAUUUUGUCAUGGUGUCGCUCCCUUCGCAAGUUACCAAUAAAAAUUGUCAAACUUGUACAUCUGCGACAUCUUGAUAUCAGGGAAAGUAGUGUCACUGAGAUGCCAGCAGAUUUUGGUGAACUGAAAUCCCUUCAAGUGUUGACUAGUUUCGUGGUAAGUAAUGGCAGGGGGUCCAAAAUUGAUGAGUUGGGGAAACUACCAGAUCUUCGUGGAUCACUUUUGAUUGACAACUUGGAGAAUGUAUCUUCACCAGCGGAAGCCUCCAAUGCUGGGUUGAGUAGCAAACAAUAUCUUCAUGAGUUGGAAUUCAAAUGGUCGACUGGUACUCAACAUAGUGAAAAUAGUGUACUAGAUGAGUUGAAGCCACAUGAAAAUGUGAAAAGGCUUACCAUUCAAAAUUUUGCUGGUGAUAGGCUGCCAAAUUGGUUGGGGAGUGCUGCAUUCUCUAGAAUGGUGUUUCUACGGCUUUCGAACUGCAGGAAUUGCUUGUCGCUGCCUUCACUUGCAGAACUGCCCAUACUCAUAGAACUCUAUAUAGCAAACAUGGGAAAGCUGCGGGAGGUGGGUCCAGAAUUCUAUGGAGAUAUAACUGAGUCAUUUAAGUCCUUGAAGAUCAAAUCCUUGAAGAGUGUGGAGUUUGAGGACAUGCCCAGUUGGCAAGAUUGGUCAACCAGCAAUCAAGGUGUGGGAUUCCGUUCCCUUGAAAAGCUUAACAUAGAUAGAUAUCCCAUGCUGAAUGGGGAUAUACCUGAUCAAUUUCCUUCUGUGGACAUAUUACUGAUCGACGCAUGUCAAGUUUGGAUGGGGAGCUCUGCCUUCUCCAAUGUGGUGUUUCUGCAGCUUGAGAAUUGCACAAAUUGUUGGUUACUUCCUCCACUUGGAGAACUACCUUCCCUGAAGGAACUCUACAUAGCUAACAUGAGAGACCUUCAGAAGGUGGGUUCUGAAUUUUAUGGGAAUACAACUGAGCCAUUCAAGUCCUUAAAAAUCAUCAAGUUUGAGAACAUGCCCAAUUGGCAAGUUUGGAAAUCCAGCAGUCAGUGUGCAGGAUUUCCUUCACUCGAAGAGCUUCACAUAGACGGAUGUCCCAAACUAGUCGGAAGGUUACCUAAUCAGCUUCCUGACCUAUGCAUACUAGUGAUUGGUGGAUGCCAAGCUCUCAGUGAUUUAAUGGGGGGUUCUGACAACUAUCCUUCUCUUAGGCAAUUAAACUUAAAGGGUUGCUGUAAUUCUAUCAUCACCUUCAAUUUAUUCCACUUCACCAACCUUGAAGAACUUAAUGUACAAGAUUGUGGGAAUCUCAACACAAUUUUGUUUCCUCCAAAAGGUCUCCCAUGUCUUAGAAAACUUGAGCUGAAUGACUGCUCGAACCUGGUUUCAUUUCCGGCAGGGGGGUGUCCUCAACUGAAGUCACUGUCCAUCAUCAAAUGCAUAAGUCUCUUCCCUCAAAAUGCAUGGGAUCUGCGGCAAUUGACAUCACUGACUUCUCUUCAGAUCAGUGGACUUCCGAGUCUCACUUCGAUUGACAACACAGGAAUUCAGUCCAUAGUGUCUCUCACAACUCUGGAGAUUGAAGCUUGUGAUCAGCUUGAGUCUCUGCCUUUUGAAGAACUAGCCUCCCUUUCUCAUCUUACCAUCAAAGCAUGCAAGAAGUUAAAAGAGCUGUUUGAGACAAAUCAAGACUUCCAGCAAAAGAUUGGUAAUAUACGGUCCGCAACCAUAAUCUAGAUCACACAAGUCGAUAGGGUACGUCGGGUAGUGGGACUUUUUACCACAAACUUCAUUGAAUUCUGUGUUUAUAAA
Molecule: messenger RNA, 3826 nt
Organism: Arachis stenosperma
Lineage: Eukaryota; Viridiplantae; Streptophyta; Magnoliopsida; Fabales; Fabaceae
Product: putative disease resistance RPP13-like protein 1
Exons: 1
Coding region: 155-3751 (1198 amino acids)
Biological process (GO): defense response to other organism
Molecular function (GO): ADP binding
Source: RefSeq, a predicted model, not a curated record